Molecule: messenger RNA, 5466 nt
Organism: Blastomyces dermatitidis ER-3
Lineage: Eukaryota; Fungi; Ascomycota; Eurotiomycetes; Onygenales; Ajellomycetaceae
Product: double-strand break repair protein MRE11
Exons: 3
Coding region: 235-2589 (784 amino acids)
Biological process (GO): mitotic intra-S DNA damage checkpoint signaling; mitochondrial double-strand break repair via homologous recombination; double-strand break repair via homologous recombination
Cellular component (GO): Mre11 complex; nucleus
Molecular function (GO): manganese ion binding; 3'-5'-DNA exonuclease activity; DNA endonuclease activity
Source: RefSeq, a predicted model, not a curated record
CUCUCUAGAAACCUUGGAACAUAAUAAAUAGCACCUAAUUCGGUAUCAAGUUUGUUACCUAGGUAGGGGAUGCAUCAUCGUUGCGUAUCUUGAGCCCCAUGCUCGAUAUGGCUGAAUGAACUGAACCACCACCCACCCCCCCAGCUAGAUUUUGUCCCAAGUGCCCUGUUGCCUUCCGGAAUAAAUGCAACACAUACAACUAUAGAGAGGCUGAUAACAAUUACCUUCUCUACAAUGCCCUCCCUCACAGCCGCGGAUACUAUUCGUAUUCUAGUCUCAACAGACAACCAUGUCGGGUACAAUGAGCGUGACCCAGUUCGCGGGGAUGAUAGCUGGAAAAGCUUUCAUGAAGUGAUGUGUCUAGCCAAGGAGCGGGACGUUGAUAUGGUUCUCCUGGCUGGCGAUUUGUUCCAUGAGAACAAACCAUCCCGAAAGUCCAUGUAUCAGGUCAUGCGGUCGCUACGGAUGAACUGUUACGGCGACAAGCCUUGCGAACUGGAAAUGCUGAGCGACGCAAGCGAGAAUUUCCAGGGGGCAUUUAACCACGUCAACUACGAGGAUAUGGAUAUCAAUGUUGCCAUCCCAGUUUUUUCAAUACAUGGCAACCAUGAUGAUCCCUCCGGUGAAGGCCAUCUAGCUGCCCUCGAUAUCCUACAAGUCUCCGGUCUAGUGAAUUACUACGGUCGUACUCCAGAGUCAGACAAUAUCCAAGUGAAACCAGUUCUACUUCAGAAGGGUCGAACGAAGCUGGCCUUGUACGGUAUGAGUAACGUGCGAGACGAGCGGCUUUUUAGAACUUUCCGAGACGGGAAAGUCAAAUUCUUCCAACCAUCACUUCAAAAAUCCGACUGGUUCAAUUUAAUGAGCGUGCACCAAAAUCAUCAUGCCCAUACAGAAACCGGCUACCUACCCGAAAACUUCCUGCCCGAUUUUCUCGACCUUGUUAUUUGGGGCCAUGAGCACGAGUGUAUCAUCGAACCUCGUUUAAACCCAGAAACAAAUUUCCAUGUUAUGCAGCCAGGUUCAUCCGUGGCCACCUCACUGGUCCCCGGAGAAGCGGUCCCCAAACAAGUGGCGAUCCUCAGCAUUACCGGGCGUGAAUUCAAGACUGAACCGAUUCGACUCAAAAGCGUCCGACCCUUCGUCACGAGGGAGAUUGUUCUCCAUGAAGAGAAAGAAGCACAGAGACUCGCAAAGAAGGAGAAUAACCGCACGGAACUGACCCGUUUUCUUAUCGGCGUUGUCGAGGAACUAAUCGAGCAAGCGAAGAAUGAUUGGAUUGAGGCACAGGAGGAUGUGGAUGACGAGGAACUUGAAAUCCCACUACCUUUAGUUCGACUGAGAGUCGAGGUUUCAACGCCUGGUGGGGGGAGCUUUGAUUGCGAAAAUCCCCAACGGUUUUCGAAUAGGUUCGUUGGCAAAGUUGCUAAUGUCAACGACGUUAUCCAAUUUUACCGCAAGAAGAAAGCCGGCACAGCGCUCCGUCGCGGUGAGACAGAUGCACCAGAUGAAGCGGCUAUCUCGCAUCUCUCUUCACUGGAUACAGUUAAAGUAGAAAAGCUGGUGCGGGAGUUCCUAACUGCACAGUCACUUACUAUUCUACCCCAAAACUCGUUUGGAGAUGCCGUUUCCCAAUUUGUUGAUAAGGACGACAAACACGCGAUGGAAAUGUUUGUGAACGAGUCGCUGGAGAGCCAAAUAAAGCAUCUCCUUGCUCUCGACCAGGAACAGGAUGAUGAUGAAAUAGACUAUGGAGAUGGGGAAGGGCGGAGCAUUAUUCAGGCUGCCAUGGAUAAAUAUCGAGCGCAGCUGGAAGAUAUGUUCGCUAAAGGCAGUCAGCGGCGUACCCGCGGACAGAGAAGGUUUAAACCAAAGCCUGAUGGCUGGGACAGCGAGUUUGAUGGCCCUUGGGAAGAUCAGCCUGGUGCACUCAUCAUCUCCGAUGAUGAAGCCGAUGAAGUCGUGGACGAGAACCCUCCUCCCCGGAGAGGAGCCACAACCACCACGGGACGAGGCAGAGGUCGAGGGGGUAGAACUGCAAGAGGAUCUGCCCCGCGAGCUACAAGUACACGUAAAGCAGCCACUCCCACUACCAGCUCCAGCAGCCGCACCCGUCGUCGUCAAGCAGUGUCCGAUGACGAGGACGAGGACGAGCAAGAGGAUGCAAUCAUGCUGGACGACAUCAGCGAGGAUGGCGAGGAGAACUCUGACUCUCUAUUCGUCAGACAAACUCCUGUUCCGCGCCAGGCUAGAUCAACAUCAUCCACUACAAGCCGCGCACGGAAGCAAACCACUACAACGUCAACGGCCAGUGCGACCGCGACUGCGGCAGCUGGAAAGGCUCCCACUCGGAGCUCCGCAACUACCAGGUUUAAGCCGCCGCCGAAAUCCACCAGGUCACAGAUAAAUGAAAGUCAAACACUAGGUGGCACAGACACAGGUUCCAUGGUUGGUAAGCGGCCUAGUCGAGCUGCCGCGGCUCGGGCGACGAGAAGCGUCAGCGUCAUGAGCGAUGAUAUUGAAGAUGAUGACGACGCAUUUGACCCUGCGCCGCCUGUGAGUAGCCUGCGGAGUUCGCGAAGGAGAUAGCCACUCACACCAAUACUUCACACGUAAUAUGCAGAACUGCGAGACAUUCUGUAGGAUACUACACAAAAUGUGAAGAAACGAUUCUACCCCAUGAAACAUACAUGCAUAUAAUCUAAUUAAGAAGAAACUAAAUAUAUCUACAACUUCCCUCUCCCCAAAAACUUGACCGGAAUUUCCACCCAUCUCGCCCGCAAAUACUCCGCCACAUUCUUCCCCAAGAAGUCCACCUUCCGCGUCACGCCAACCCCACGAUCCAACAAGUUGCGGAAAAGGAAAUGCACCCCGCGUAACUUAGGUAGCUCAAACAGCUCAAUGCUCAUCGUCCCAUCUUCUCGCCACUCCCCACCCAACAACUCCUGCGCCUUUUCAGUCGACAACAGCGUCCGCAGCCAUUCGUACUCAUCAUCGUGCCGCACCCAGAAGCCGCAGUUGGCGUCGGAACCCUUAUCGCCCGAGCGUGCGUGCACGAUCCAGCCCAGAGGCCCUCGCGUCAUCGGGCCAAAGUCCGUCUCCAGAUUGGCUGGGCGGGCGGUUACAGGCUGCGAGGGUUGUGGAGACGGCCAGAUCUUCGUGGUGGCCGGUGGGGCGAUGUCGAUCGUUUUAUUAUCGUUAAUGUCGUUGAGCCAGGGGAGGUGCGCUUGAUGUUUCACGUCCGUCUGCGGGAUGAGAGUGACGUAGUACUCAAACACGGGUUUGGGUACACCCUGGCGCAUAUCCAGAUCGAACGUGGCGCCGGGAUAGCCUUGCAUGAUAUUAUCGAAGAUGAGUUUCAUGAAUUUGGUCGGAGCCAAAUGUUCCUCCUUUGGUGCUUGGGCUAGUAUGCGAAACGUCGUCGUCGCGCUGUUCUGGUCCCUGGGAUCAUCGGGCAUGCUGCCCAGCAAAGAAAAAUCGAGCACUGUGUAAUUCUUCGAAUGCGGUGCCAGUAGUCGGCGGAUCUGCGUUUCCAACAUGCGCACUUUGGCGGGGAUGUCCAGCCCUACCAUGAAAUAGCUCGCUUGCGCCUGAUACCCGCCUCGUGCUGUUAUGCCCACUUUUGUAGUUGGAGGGGGCAAACCCGCCUUGACGCCGCACACUGCGACGCGGUUUGUGGACAGCUGCUCGAAAUAUAUCCCGUCAAGAAUCGCCGUGACAUCUGAGUUGAAAUACCAUGGCCCCUGAAUCUCAUACAACAGUUGGGACGUGCAUGUAUCUACCGUCACAACUCCUCCGGUAGUAAUCCCCGAUUGUUUCGUGAUAACCACCUCCCCGGCCGCGGAGAUCUCAGCAAUAGGGUACCCAAUGUCUGCCCAUCCACCCUCACUACUCUCGAGUGCCUUGAAGCCCGUGAAGUUCCCGCCGCAGACAUAAUUACUGCACUCGAUCAGGUGGCCUGCAACAAGGGCGUUGGCUAGUUUGUUCAACUCGUGCCGGCCCCAGUUAUGCCACCAGUAUGCCGCGCCGAUGACAGGGCUCGCGUCGGAUACACGGCCGCAGAGGACGAUGUCGGCGCCGUUGGCGAACGCUGCUGCGAUACCCAGCCCUCCCAGGUAGGCCUGGGCGUAUAUGGGCUCGAAUGACCAGUCCGCCAGGUUCUGGCCGGUGUAAAUGUUCUUGAGCGGGGAUUUCCCCGAGGCGAGUGCCUGAGUUACGGCGGGGAGGACCUCGUCGCCGGAGAUCCAAGCCACCUAUUUAAAUCCACCGAUAGUUAUGUUAGAAAUUUUGCGGGACGACAUAAAAAAAUAUAAAAAAAUAUAAAAAUAAAAAGAUACCUUCAACCCCAAUCCCCUCUCCCUCACUACUCUCUCGACAACCGUAUAUAGCCCUUGAACAUCCGCCACGCCGGCAUUCACCGCAACGCGAAUCCCAUGGCGCGCCAGAUCCCCCAGGGCCGGCAGCAGCGACUCCAGAAACGACAUCUCAUACGCGGCCACGUCGUCGUCAUCGCCCACGCGCUUAGCAGCGGCGGUCGCCAUGUUGUACUCGCUCAUGUAGUCGGAGAUGAUCACGUCGAUGGGGUCGUUGGGAUGGUUGCGGACGAAGCUGGCGAGGGCGUGGCGCCGGUCAGAGGCGGAGCCGGAAGCGCCUGGGUUGGGGAUUUAUUUUGUCAGUGUACAUAUACGAAUAGAUAGAUAUUGUUGGGGGGUAGCAUACCGGCGAUACGAAUGGGGCGGUUUCUGGUGGACAUGGUUUGUCGCUUUGGGUGUAACAUGCACAUGCGCCGUAUAGGAGAAGAUUCAUGUGCUUUGUUUUUUUUUGUGGGUUUGAACCAAGCAACUGUUUACAUAUGUGACGGAUGUUGUUAAUUUAUUUUUUUAAAGAAUAAGUUUAGCAUGUUUCAGGGUGGCCAUUGCGGCCGCAUUAUGUUAUCUACUCCGUACAUCGCUCUCCAUUCUUCAUUCUGACUUGAUAGUGGAGCAGCUAUGGAUUUCUGGACUUGUAUAUCUUCGGCCCGGCAGUCGGUCCGAGGCAUCGGCAUGAGAUAGUCGUAGCAGUAGGAGAUGGGGUGAAUUAACACUAGUAUUAUUUAUUAUCUGCCAAUUGAUUUAACAAAAAAUGAACAGCACUAGCCUUCUGAAGGUGAGGUGGUCAAUGGUUCCAAGGUUCUCUCUGUAGGAGAAUCAACAUUGUUGUCAUUAUAAUCUAUCUACUCCAUAGUGAGGUUUUCAUAUAUAGAAUGUGGGACAUGUGAGUGCAGUAGUCAACAAUCAGUGACACACAUCUACCUUCUCACUAUCAAUUUCUUUACUGCUAUUCUUCUUCUUCUUCUUCUUCCUCUUCAAUUAGUUACUGUUAAUUUAAUAUUUAUGUCAGCAGUUUUCGGGGCGCCCUAUUACAGCAUAUACCCAUUGCCCAGGAAAAAGAUAGAUGAUCAUGAAAACAACAAUAGUUCGAAAAUUC